Molecule: messenger RNA, 4781 nt
Organism: Cricetulus griseus (Chinese hamster)
Lineage: Eukaryota; Metazoa; Chordata; Mammalia; Rodentia; Cricetidae
Source: RefSeq, a predicted model, not a curated record
CCGGGACUGCAGGUGCGGCUUCCGCGUCAAGAUGGCUGCCGCCUGUCGCUCUUCAGCUUGGCUCCCUCCCGGCCUCCUGGGCCGCCUGCCUGCCCCGGCCCAGCUGCUGCGCGUUGCCCUGUGCCUCCUGUGCUGGGCCCCGGCGGCUGUCGACGCCGUCCCUGAGCUCGGGCUUUGGACGAGGACCGUCAAUGACAAAUCAGGACCUUUGAUAUUUAGGAAAACUAUGUUUAACUCUACUGAGAUCAAGUUUUCUGUGAAAUCAUUCAGUUGUUCUGGACCUGUGAAGUUUACCAUAGAGUGGCAUUUGAAGUAUCACACCUGUCACAAUGAAUACUCUGACCUGGAGGAGGAGCUGUCACAAAAACAUGCACUUAAUGCUGAUACGGACUUCUGUGCUUAUUUCAAGAACAUUGACUGUUGGACAACAAAAAGUGAAAACUUAGAUUGCAACAGUGAUUUACAGGCAUUUCCCUCAUUAAAUAAUAAAGAACUAACAGGCAGCAGAAAUGUUUCAAGCCAAGAAGGAUCAAUGGAUGUUGUAGCCAAGACCCAGAAAGAUGGCUUCCACAUCUUCAUCAUUUCUAUUAAAACAGAAAAAACAGAUGCAGUCUGGAAUUUGAAUGUUUCUCUUUCUAUGGUUGGACCUCAUGGAUACAUCUCUGCGUCAGACUGGCCUCUAAUGAUUUUUUACAUGGUGAUGUGUAUUGUUUACAUACUUUAUGGUGUCCUCUGGCUGAUGUGGUCUGCCUGUUACUGGAAAGAUAUAUUAAGAAUCCAGUUCUGGAUUGCAGCUGUGAUUUUCCUAGGAAUGCUUGAAAAAGCAGUUUUUUAUAGUGAAUACCAAAACAUCAACAGCACUGGACUGUCAACCCAAGGUUUACUGAUAUUUGCAGAGUUGAUAUCUGCAGUGAAGAGGACAUUGGCUCGCCUGCUUGUGAUCAUUGUGAGCUUGGGUUAUGGCAUUGUGAAGCCUCGGUUAGGAACAGUUAUGCAUCGGGUGAUUGGACUGGGACUGCUUUACUUGAUCUUUGCAGCCAUUGAAGGCGUCAUGAGAGUCAUUGGGGCGAAUGACUCUGAUCUUGUUCUUCUGGCCAGCCUGCCUCUCUCUCUUCUUGACUCAGGCUUGUGCUGGUGGAUUUUUAUAAGUUUGGCACAGACUAUGAAGACUCUAAGGCUAAGAAAGAACACUGUGAAAUUUUCAUUGUAUAGGCAUUUUACAAAUACACUCAUCUUUGCUGUGCUGGCUUCUAUAGUGUUUAUGGUGUGGACAACAAAGACCUUCAGGAUUGCAAAAUGCCAAUCAGACUGGAUGGAGCUCUGGGUUGAUGAUGCAUUUUGGAGCUUUCUCUUUUCACUCAUCCUUAUUGUGAUAAUGUUCUUAUGGAGGCCAUCAGCGAAUAAUCAGAGGUAUGCCUUCAUGCCCUUGAUAGAUGAUUCUGAUGAUGAAGUUGAGGAAUUCAUGGUAACAUCUGAAAAUUUAACUGAAGGAAUAAAACUAAGAGCUUCAAAAACAGUUUCAAACGGAACAGCUAAACCUACUUGUGAUAAUUUUGAUGAAGAUUUGAAGUGGGUGGAAGAAAAUAUUCCCUCUUCAUUCACAGACGUAGCUCUCCCCGUCUUAGUGGACUCAGAUGAGGAAAUUAUGACCAGAUCUGAAAUAGCUGAAAAGAUGUUCUCUUCAGAAAAGAUAAUGUGACUGGGACCUGUAGUCGACGGCUUCACUCUGUUUCAUUGUGUUGUCUUGGAGAUUUGUGUACGAAAAUGAAGGAUUCAGGAGUGGGAGGGUCUGCCGCCCUCAUAAAGCCAUCUUUAAAACUGACUCAUAAAGUCAGUUUAAUUGCCAUUAAGUUGCCUGAAUUUGGAAAUAAUCUGAUAGUCUUAGCAAUGUCUACACAGAUGUGAGUUAGGUGACAGCUACUGGCAUUCAAAUUUGUGGUCUCAGUUUUCUCCAGAACAAAGAAUCUGUAGCUGGGUGUGGUUAUACAUGCCUGGCAGUUGAAAUCUCUGAAUUCAAGGCCAGCCUGGUCUACGAAGUUCCAGGACAACCAGAGAGAGCUACGUAGUGAGACCCUGUCUCAAAAAAAUCACACAAACAACAAAAGUAAAAAAAGAAAAGGGAAAGAAUCUAUGAACACACCUUCCUUCUCCUCUUAAGAUAACAUGAUGCUCCUGAAUGCUCCACAGCAGUGUUCAUCUUUGUAGUGGUAAUUUUAUUGGAGUUUUUAUACUGAAGUGACUUAAUAUUGGAACAUGAGCAUGUUCAUAUGUUUAGUCCUGUCCCCUCUGUUGGUGUACACAAAGCUCUUAUUUGUAAAUACCACCAUGCACUGCACAUCAUGGAAUCUGAGCUCAGGGGAAUACAAGUGCACAACGAGAAACGUAUGUCCAAAGACAUGCAGGCCACAUGUACACAUGCUGCUGCUAAUUCUGCUGUGACACUGGCCCUGUGGCUCCCCUAAAGCACUUUCUUCCCAGCCCCUCCGUGCACCAUUCCUUUUGUGGGGACUGUGCACAGUAUCAGGUUGGUUACACAUUCUUGGUGUUUGCCAUUCCAUGAUGGCAACUAACUAUUACCAUGCAUCAACAUGUAAUUUACCAACCCUCAACCAUAUUUCUCACCUUGCUUUGUUAAAUUAUGUUUAUAAUGUAUGAUUGAGAGUUUGUAUUCUAAUAUUUUAAAUAUAGAAUGUUGUAGACUUGAAAGGCACUUGAAUAUAGUGUGAUGAAAAUGUGAAUGCUUUACUACUUUUGUGACCAAAGAUACCAGGCUGACAACAUUUAGUAAUGAAAGGCAGGGUCUUAGGGCUUUCCUCUGUAGGACUCUUGGCCUUGUGAAUUGCAGUAACUUGGAAUAAUUGAGAAAAUGUGAAAAUCUGACCAGGAACAUUUAACUAUAACCUGCAGUGAUUUUCACUGUGAUGCCACAAAACAAACCCUUCAUUCAAAAGCCUACUUUUUGAGUUAAUUUCCUGUGUACUUAUUUCAAAGGGGUUGAUAGAGAUAUAUUUCUAUAGCUGUAUGUCUGGAAAAUGUGUUUUCCAUAGUGAACACUGGGAAACUGUGCAGUGUUGGCAGACCUGAUGGAGAAAGGCUGGCUCGAAUACCCACUGGUUCCUGGCGCUUCCCAGGGGGAGAGUGGCCAGUUCAACCGUGGUGGCUCCACUCCUGUCAGUUUCCACCACAGCAGUGGCUUCUGUCCACCAUGCUUUCCUGUGUGCUUGUCCAUUUUGGCUUUGGCAUAGUCUACUUUCUAACUAGUUAUUUGAGAACAGGAGAUGCCUCUUAAGGGGUGGGGGUUGCAGGGUGUCGCUGUAGCCCAGGCUGACUGAUGUUGGACUUGAGAACCUUUUGCUAAGAUUGCAGGCAUGCACCACCAAGGCCCACUUUGAAUCUGCAUUUAAUGCCCUGUCCUCCCCGGUGAGGCAGUUCACCCACACCCCCAUUGCCUGCAGUUGAAUGUUUCUGUGCACAGCCAGCAGGAGCCCACACUGGUAAGUGUAUUGGGUAGCUGAUGGCCAGGGAAAUGCUUUUGAUACCACCUCAGUAGUGUUUCAAAAAGAAAAAACAGGAAAGAUAAGUGAUGUUGCCUCUGUCAUAGCUCCAGGCUGAAAUGAACACUUUUGUUUCCAUCCAGAGCUAGUAGAGUUCCAUCUUAAUCCCUAGAAGUGUUUUGGAAGGGUGUGUGUGGUGUCUGUUGCCUUUAGUGAUAAUUGUGCCAUGUGUAAUAAUGUUCAGUGACCUGAGUAUUUCUUGGGGGGCCUUCUUAGCCCUAGCGUAUGUCCCUACACAGUAGGUGUAGUUCAUAAGCACUGGGAGGGCUGCCGUGUAGCCCCUCAAUCUCCUUCCCCAUCUGCCCCAAAUCUCCAGACAACACUGGGACAUUCCAGGUGCCCACCUCUGUUUGUUCAGGAUGCUGUUGGCAGGACCUCCCAGUUAGUUGAGAGGUCUGAGGAUAAGGUUCCAGUUUAGUGCUCAGACUUCUUGUUAUUUAGUUCAUGCUAAAUUUUGAUGAUUUAUGAAGUUUGCUUGAGACAUUUUUUCAUAAUUUGAAUUAGGUUAAUAUUUAAAUGUGUGCCUUCUGGGGUAGUUAUUAUAUUUCAGUAAGAAACAAGAGUUGGAAAUUGUCAACUUGGGAGUUGGUAGGAUGCCCCCAUGCUUUUCCUAGAUUUUUUGUUUGUUUUUUGUAUUUUUUUUUAACUGUUUUCCUAUCCUGUGGAAAGUGCGAACUUUCUGUCUGGAUUAUGGUACAUCAUGCUUAGACUACUAUAAUGUCAAGAUUAGGCUUAACGUGUGCACAUAGAGUUGAUCUGCAUACCCUUUUGAAGGAGGUUUGGGGCUAUUGACCUGGCUGUCUAUAACUGAAGCUGAGAGAGACCAUGCUAGGUUUUGUCUCCUGUUGUGAUACUCAUGUCUGUGAUUGACAGCAUGCAGUAAGCAAUACAAAACACCAAGCCUUACAUCUAUCAGAGGAAGUUUAAUAUUCAAAUUGUGAACACUCAGAUAUAUAUAAGUGACAAGACUAGAUUUCUAAGGAAGUGUACACUAUAGGACAGGAACUUGAUACUGUAUGAAGCUUCUUUAGAACUAGGAAAACAUUCAUUCUUUGGGGAGAAAGUUUAGAGGUUAAAAUAUAUUCUCUAUUUAAAAAGAUUAAAUUAUUAUUUGGGAGAAAUUUCUUUGAGUAUAGAACACAGCAAUUUAAAGGACUUUUUGUUUGAAAAAAUUGUAUUUUUGUGCCUUAAUAUUUUUUUUAAAUAAAUUUCUUUCUGACAUUUGGA